This is a messenger RNA of Thermothelomyces thermophilus ATCC 42464, 1037 nucleotides long. RefSeq lists its product as uncharacterized. The record is from RefSeq and is a predicted model, not a curated record. Gene Ontology annotation, biological process: regulation of translational initiation. Lineage: Eukaryota; Fungi; Ascomycota; Sordariomycetes; Sordariales; Chaetomiaceae. The coding region runs from base 65 to 781 and encodes 238 amino acids. The transcript has 2 exons. Gene Ontology annotation, molecular function: ribosome binding; translation initiation factor activity. Gene Ontology annotation, cellular component: eukaryotic translation initiation factor 3 complex; cytoplasm.
AAAACCCCGAGUACCGAUUUUUCCUCCUGCAACCCCGCGACCUCGAGACACAAGCUCGCCCACCAUGAACGGCGAAGACCCCCAGGAGCGGCCGGAGCAGAUCCGCAACAUCAUCAACGGGCUCGAGCGGUAUAACCCGCAGGCUGCCGAGGUUCUCGAGGCCUACCUCCAACAACAAUGUGAGGAGAAGUUCUGUGAUUGCAACGCCAAUCGGGCGCUGCUGAAGUUGUACCAGCUCAACCCGGACCGCAUCAAGGAUGAGGUGAUCACCAACAUCCUGGUCAAGGCUAUGACACAAUUCCCCUCUCCGCAAUUCGACCUCGCCCUACACCUUCUUUCCCCAUCGCACUCCAACCCGGGUCCCAACUCGACUUCGGACCUCGCCGAGGCCGUGUCGAAGCUGCGGGUGCUCAACUCGCAACUCGAGAGUGCCCAGUACGGGCGCUUCUGGGCAACGCUCGACAGCGAUGACAUCUACGCGGACUUGACGACGGACAUCGUCGGGUUCGAGGAGUUGAUCCGGUUGAGAAUCGCUCAGCUGGUCAGCCAGGCGUACCGAGAGGUCCAAGUGAGCGUGCUCGAGGGCUGGCUCGGACUUGACAGCGAGGAGGCGGUCAAGAAGUUCGUGGUAGAGACUUGCGGGUGGAAGGUCGGCGAGGAUGGGAUGGUGCAGAUUCCCAAGAACCCCGACAACGAGGCUAAGAAGACAGAGAUCCGCGAAGACGUCACGGUGGAUAUGUUCAGCCGCGUCAUCAAGCGGUCGUGGGAGGACAGCGCGUAGAACCCCUGUCCUCGGGCUGUGGAUCGGUUAUUUUCAUUCUGACGACGGAAACGGCGAGCCGCCCCUCUUUCAGCGGCAGUUUCUUCUUGCAUCUGGCGGCAAAAAGCUUCGGCGUUAAUGGGUUGCGGCGGCAUGGUCACGCCGCGGAUGGGCUGCAGGGGGUGUCUGUCUGGAUUACCAUGGGUUCUAUGCGUUUAGAUCAUAGCCUCAUUGCACGGUGCAGAUGCCAACACGACGACAUGACAUGACCUUCCUU